This is a messenger RNA of Acomys russatus (golden spiny mouse), 676 nucleotides long. It is a transcript of the gene Zcchc10, whose product is annotated as zinc finger CCHC-type containing 10. NCBI's taxonomy places the organism in Eukaryota, Metazoa, Chordata, Mammalia, Rodentia, Muridae. Gene Ontology annotation, molecular function: zinc ion binding; nucleic acid binding. The coding region runs from base 9 to 569 and encodes 186 amino acids. The transcript has 4 exons. The record is from RefSeq and is a predicted model, not a curated record.
CCCACCCUAUGGAGUUUCCCCGAAAGCCCUUGCGUGCGCCAAUAUCCGGCUGUUCCAAGAUGGCGACUCCCAUGCAUCGGCUCAUAGCUCGGAGAAUAGCUGAAGCCAAUAAGCAACAUGUAAGAUGCCAGAAAUGCUUGGAGUUUGGACAUUGGACUUAUGAAUGCACAGGGAAAAGAAAGUACUUACACAGGCCUUCAAGAACAGCAGAGCUGAAGAAGGCGUUAAAAGAAAAAGAAAAUAGACUAUUGCAGCAAAGCAUCGGAGAGAACGACACAGAGAGAAAGACUAAGAAGAAGAGGUCUAAGAGUGUCACAAGUUCGAGCACCUCUAGCAGUGACAGUUCCGCCAGUGAGUCUUCAUCAGAGAGUGAGACAUCUGCCUCCUCCUCCUCAGAGGACAGUGACUCAGAUGAGAGCAUCUCUAGCUCCUCCUCCUCAGCCUCCUCUUCCUCUUCCUCCUCCUCCUCUUCUGACUCGGACUCGGACUCCAGCUCCCCCAGCAGCAGCAGCAGUAGCACAGAGAGCAGCUCUGAUGAUGAACCUCCAAAGAAGAGGAAGAAGAAGUAGAGCUCUCUGUCCUUGGGCCCAGUGGACCAGAAGCGCUUGUGACUCACAGGGGAGCUGAAAACAUGCUCACGCAAGCAGCUGACGGCUGGUCAGACUUGUUAGACUCA